AUGCAGCUGUCGAGUAUGGUGACCGCCGCCGCCCGGGACGACCGUCGAGAGACGCACGACUACUAUCGCCAGCAGCACCAACACCACCUCCACCAGAGCCAGCGCGCCUACGCGCCCCAGCCCCAGGACAUCCACUACUACUACCCGCAACAACAACAACAACAACAACAACAACAACAACAGCAGCACCCGCACCACCUCAAGCACCACCCUUACCCCAGCCAGCCCCAGUCGCCGCCCUCGCCGCCCGUCGAAGAGCUGGCCAACAAGCCCUCGCUGCCCUCGAUUUCCAGCCUGCUGGGCAUCGCCGACGGCGACCGCCCUGCUCAGGAGCCUGGGUCGCAAUCCCAGCAGGCUUCUCCGAGCCAGCAGCAACAGCAGCAGCAGCAACAACAACAACAACAACAACAACAAGUGCAGCAGCAGCAGCAGCAACAGCAGCAAGCCGCCCUCGUCCUGCAACCUGACCACCAACCGAACCAGGCUCCUCCGCAAGCUUUCGCCCCCACGAUCGUGAGCCACCCCAGAAUGACUUUGCCGCCAACGCCUCCCAUGCGGCCGGACUCCGUCAUUGACGGGAACCAGUCUCCUUCCGCCCAAUCAACCCCCUCGUCCGUCUCCCAGCAGACGCCCUACUAUCUCGGCCAGUCGCUCAACAACAUGGAGCCCCACGCGCAACGCCAGCAAAUGGCGUCGGCUCCCAUGCGCCAGCGACCAUCGGUGCCGUCGCAGCCGCCCUCUUACACGACCUCUCCCUACGCCACGUCGCCCUACGCCUCGUCGCCGGGCGCCCACUCGGUCGGCUCCUACUACUCGCCCGAGAGCCAAGUCUACGGCUCCGCCCACCUGUACCAGCAGCGGCCGCUGCCCUCCAACUUCCCGCCGCCGCCCGUCCCCGUGUCGGUGCCGGUAUCGGCCACGGGCCAGCCGAACCCCUGGCAGCACCACCACUACAUCAGCGCCUCGAGCGCCGCCGCCUUCCCCCAGUCGCAGGACCGUUACAUCUGCUCGACCUGCAACAAGGCCUUUUCGCGGCCCAGCAGCCUUCGCAUCCACAGCCACAGCCACACGGGCGAGAAGCCCUUCAAGUGCCCGCACGCCGGCUGUGGCAAGGCCUUCAGCGUCCGCAGCAACAUGAAGCGCCACGAGCGCGGCUGCCACGCCACGGCCGGUCCGCCCCACGGGUCGUGA
Molecule: messenger RNA, 1191 nt
Organism: Aplosporella prunicola CBS 121167
Lineage: Eukaryota; Fungi; Ascomycota; Dothideomycetes; Botryosphaeriales; Aplosporellaceae
Exons: 2
Coding region: 1-1191 (396 amino acids)
Biological process (GO): regulation of transcription by RNA polymerase II
Cellular component (GO): nucleus
Molecular function (GO): RNA polymerase II cis-regulatory region sequence-specific DNA binding; DNA-binding transcription factor activity, RNA polymerase II-specific
Source: RefSeq, a predicted model, not a curated record